Messenger RNA from Capsicum annuum, 672 nucleotides. RefSeq names its product protein FLOWERING LOCUS T-like. The coding region runs from base 202 to 654 and encodes 150 amino acids. The transcript is spliced from 3 exons. The record is from RefSeq and is a predicted model, not a curated record. NCBI's taxonomy places the organism in Eukaryota, Viridiplantae, Streptophyta, Magnoliopsida, Solanales, Solanaceae.
UUAUAUUUGGAGGGUCAAAGAGGUUUUUUCUCCCGCCAUUAAAAUGAUUUCAAAAACUUUUUUCGAUGUAUUGUCAUUUAACAAACUUUAUUAUGUAGUUUUCAAAUAUGUUAAUCUUAUUCAUAACAUUUUUUGGAAAACUAUGUCUAAAUUCACAUCGAAAUUAAGUUGGACGCUCGUAGUGGCGCCACUAAUCUAAGCAUGACAUCUUUUAAUUUCAUUAUCAGAAUUUCUGACUCUGCCAUAAAAUAUCUGUACUUCAAACCGCCACCCAGAUCGAAAUAUUUGAGAUUUUUUGUGGUUUUUUUAUAUAUUUUUUUUAUGAAGAUUAUGGUGGAUCCUGAUGCUCCAAGCCCAAGCAACUCUAUCUUUAGGGAGUAUCUACAUUGGUUGGUCACAGAUAUCCCAGCAACUACAGAUACAAGCUUUGGAAAUGAAGUUGUAUGCUACGAGAAACCAACACCAUCGAUGGGAAUUCAUCGAUUUGUUUUGGUUUUAUUUCGACAAUUGGGACGUGAAACUGUGUAUGCACCGGGUUGGCGUCAGAAUUUCAACACAAGAGAUUUUGCUGAGCUAUACAACCUUGGAUUGCCUGUUGCAUCCAUUUACUUCAAUUGUCAUAGGGAGAGUGGUACUGGUGGACGUCGCGCAUAAAAAAAAAAAAGAGAAAAA